ACAUGGAUGGGGAUUUUUGUGCAGUCAUGUUUACUCUACACCGCCUCUGUGUGCUGAGAUUUCCCAUCAUUCACAUGGUGCAUCACGAUGAGCACUAAGGCGUUCUGGAUGGAAUCCUGUGACCCAAAAGUCGCCAUGCAUUAACGGUUGCACGCGCAGGAAAAAAAAAAAACCAAACCGUGCAGCAACAUGGUAAAAGUGCACAGGUUUUCAGUCAAAUUAACUGGCCGGUAAUUGCGCGCGCACUGCGGUUAACGCACGCGCUCACGCUCUUUCUCUCUCUCUCUCUCUCUUUCUCUGUGGGAAAAAGAAGCUCGUGUGGAGUGAUGACACUCAGCCACAGUGCUGAGGCGCGCGUGCCUCUCUCCUGCACCAUAUUUCCUCCUCGUGGAGUUUGAAGCAUCCUCUCAUUAGCAACACAAGAAGGAUAGGAAGUAUUUUUUUUCCUACAAAAAUAAAUGAAUAAAAAUGACUAGAGUUCCAGAAUCAACACGCCGCGUUUAGAGGAAUCCGGCGGAUUUUCCUGUGAAGCGCGCGCGGGAAGUGGCGGGGGAAAAAGCGCAAGGCACGAGCGGAACAUUUUCGGAAGUUUGUGGUACCGGGAUACUGUUUUGCACGAUGGCGCGUAACUCAGCGGCUGUGUGGCUCGGCGUGCUGGCGCUGGUGGCGCUCACAGCGGCGCAGAACGACACGGAGCCCAUCGUGCUGGAGGGGAAAUGCCUGGUGGUGUGCGACUCGAACCCGGCUACAGACGCCAGAGGCUCUUCCUCUCCGCUCGGGAUCUCAGUGCGCGCGGCCAACUCCAAGGUGGCGUUUUCCGCCGUGAGGAGCAACAACCACGAGCCGUCAGAGAUGAGCAACAAAACGCGCAUCAUCUACUUCGACCAAGUUCUUGUCAACAUAGGAAACUAUUUCACAUUGGACUCUGUAUUUCUAUCCCCUCGCAAAGGCAUCUACAGCUUCAACUUUCAUGUUAUUAAAGUAUAUCAGAGCCAAACCAUACAGGUGAACUUGAUGUUAAAUGGAAAGCCAGUCAUCUCUGCCUUUGCAGGUGACAAAGACGUGACACGAGAGGCUGCUACCAAUGGCGUUCUCCUCUACCUGGACAAGGAGGACAAGGUUUACCUGAAACUAGAGAAGGGAAAUCUAGUGGGUGGGUGGCAGUAUUCCACCUUCUCUGGAUUCCUUGUAUUUCCUCUGUGAAAAACAGGGCGUGACUGCCAGCUUUUCCAUGCGCCAACAACAUAUCAUCAUUGUUUAACCGAUCUGUCAGCGUUAACAGGAAGGGCCUGGACUGGAGGCAUUCCUCCAAAUGCUCAUUCAUUCACUGUUUGCCCAAAGUGUGAAAAGGACCUUUGGAGAAAUAUCGUUGUGGCAUGUGUAUUCCUGUUUUCACAAUGCAAAGACACAUAUAGGGACCUGCUGCGAGUCUUUGUUGCCUUCAUAUAUUUAACAAAUUCAACUGAAGUAUUUAGUGUCUUUCAAAGCUGUGGAUUUUUCUUACCAUACGUCAACUAAUAGUCACUUUUCUGAUGUCUGUAGGGUCAGUCGGUGUCAUUUGUACCUGAUCAUGCAUUAACUGUUUGAUAUGAUAGCACUUCUUUUCUUUGGAGAAUUCAGGGGGCACAAAAUUUCCUUUUAAUGCUUACACAUCAUAGGGAGCUCUAGAAUAAAUUAAUAAUAAUGUAUACCUAAACUCAAUCUAAGCUCAAUAAAUAUGGGGUCAAUAAACCUGAUUUGAAGAUCUCUUUUCCUGCAGAGUGUUAGUCUAAAUCUUAUACAUGUUAUUCAGGAAUAUAAGAAUAUAUAAAUAAAACUUUUAUCUUUAAA
Messenger RNA from Pangasianodon hypophthalmus (striped catfish), 1830 nucleotides. RefSeq names its product cerebellin 4 precursor (gene cbln4). Gene Ontology annotation, molecular function: protein binding. The coding region runs from base 619 to 1203 and encodes 194 amino acids. NCBI's taxonomy places the organism in Eukaryota, Metazoa, Chordata, Actinopteri, Siluriformes, Pangasiidae. The transcript is spliced from 3 exons. The record is from RefSeq and is a predicted model, not a curated record.